Molecule: messenger RNA, 1229 nt
Organism: Gasterosteus aculeatus aculeatus (three-spined stickleback)
Lineage: Eukaryota; Metazoa; Chordata; Actinopteri; Perciformes; Gasterosteidae
Product: TIMELESS-interacting protein
Biological process (GO): replication fork processing; DNA replication checkpoint signaling; replication fork arrest
Cellular component (GO): replication fork protection complex; nucleus
Molecular function (GO): DNA binding
Source: RefSeq, a predicted model, not a curated record
UUAUCGAACUAUUAAUGAAUUUGUGGGAGUUUAUCUUGAAAGAAAGAACAUCUUUGUACCGGAAGUGGUGUCUGCUAGCUUGAUAGCACUUGUUGCUUGGCUGAACGGACAGCUUGUGACCGGAGUCGCUCACCAUGGCCAAAAGCCUGUCUGACCUCCGGGACUAUGACAGCAUAGAGGACGAGACUUUCGCCCCCCUGCCGCCCCCUCACUCCCCGGGCCACGGAGGACAGGAGGCCGCAGAGCCUUUCGACGAUGGAGAGGACGACGCCGACGGGUCCAAGCUGGCCGACGUCCCGGCUUCUAAGAGACGAGGAGUAAAAAGGCCGCAACCCAAGCUGGACUCUCAGAGGCUGACCUCAGAACGAGGACUUCCGGCUCUACGAACCCUGUUCGACAACGUCCGUUUCAAAGGCAAAGGCCACGAGGCCGAGGACCUGCGGCUGCUGAUGCAGAAGAUGGAGAACUGGGCUCACAGGUUGUACCCCAAACUGCAGUUUGAGGAUUUUGUGGACAAAGUGGAGAAGCUGGGCAACAAGAAGGAAGUGCAGACCUGUCUCAAGCGUAUUCGACUGGACAUGCCGCUGACCCACGAAGACUUCAUGGGGGGUGAAGCAGCAGUAGAUCCAGAGGCUCAACUUCUGGCCGAUCCGGAUCCGUUCAACAGCUCGAGCUUCACCAACCUGCCGCCUCCGGUGCACUCCACUCCGGCUCCGCCCCCCCCACAAGCUCCGCCCAGCAUGACGGAGGAGCAGCGUGAACGCAUGGAGCAGAACCGCCGGCGGGCCCUGGAGAGGAGGCUGACCCGCCAGCAGCAGCAGCCGUGCGACUCGUCGGCAGAUGAAGCCAAAUCCGUCUCAUCCGCAAGAGUCAACAGUCCUGAAGAUCGGGCUGAGGGGGUGGAGCCUGAGGGGGUGGAGUCAGCCAGCAGCACGCAGCAACAGGAAGCAGAAGAAGAAGAAGAAGAAGAGCCCAGCCAGCUUCCCCACACAGACUCUGAGCCUCCUGCCGGACCCCCCCGCAGCGAGAGAGAGCAAGAACCCGUCCUCAGCGAGGACCGUGAGGACGGAGACUAACGCUGCGGGUUUGGGAGCACAGAAAUAUUCUUCAAAAGUCCCUGUUUUAUAAUUUAUAAUUAUUUGUAGGGUCUGUACGUCACAUUUUAUUAUCGGUAAUAUGAAUGUCUUUAUGCUGAUGAUCAAUAAAAGUUCCUUUUAUUAAUAAACAAA